Messenger RNA from Gordionus sp. m RMFG-2023, 2272 nucleotides. Its product is annotated as transmembrane and coiled-coil domain-containing protein 4-like. The transcript is spliced from 3 exons. Bases 372 to 1790 code for a protein of 472 amino acids. The record is from RefSeq and is a predicted model, not a curated record. Lineage: Eukaryota; Metazoa; Nematomorpha; Gordioida; Chordodea; Parachordodidae.
CCUUUGAUCCUACAAAUAUUGAUGAAAAUAUUAAAUGUAGCUUAACUUCAUUUUUUAGUGCAACACUAGAUAAUAUAUAUUUUGAACCAAGCUAUAAACAAUUUAAAGCCCAAUUUACUGGAAAUUUAUUAAAAUACUUAAAUCUGGAUAAUCAAUAUUAUGAAAAUUCAAUACAAGUAUCUAGGGAAUCAUUAAUUGAAACUCUCAAAAACUUUCAACUAUUCCGGAAGGAUCCAUAUUCAAUUCCAUUAUUUUUAUUAACAUUUUCUAUUAAAGAUGGAGAAUAUGAUGCAAGAAAUUUAUUCCUAAUUAGAAAUAUUAAUCAAUGUUUAAAAUUAAACACAAUUUCUUUUGAAAAAUAUGAAGAUAGCAUGAUAAAUUUGAUUAAUCAAAUUCCACAACAGGAAAAAGGAGUAUUUAAAAGCAAUAAAAUGAAAAAGUAUUGCAAGAUAGCCGGAGCUACAAUAAUUGGUGGGACUCUUCUAGGCGUCACCGGUGGUCUUAUAGCGCCAUUUUUAGCAGCCAGCUCAGGAAUAAUCUUAGGAUCUGCUGGGGCUACCUUGCUGGGUACGACUGCAGGCGUCUCCAUUAUAGGUUCCCUCUUUGGUCUUACCGGGGCAACCCUGACUGGUUACAAAAUGAAACAGCGGGCUGGCGCACUAGAGGAAUUUCGCUUCGAACGUAUAGGUACCAAUUCUAACCGAAAGCGGUCUACCCUAGCUAUAACAGUAGCUGUUUCUGGCUGGGUUUCCAAAGACUGUGACUUUGCUACACCAUGGCGUGACUUACGAAUCACCCGAGAGGCCUACACAUUGCGCUGGGACGGUCGGCAUCUUCAAAGGUUCGGCCAUGGCAUGGAUUACCUCGUAAGUUGGGCUGCUAGCACGGUAGUUCAAGAAAUUUUGCAAGAAACAGUUCUCGCUGCCCUAAUGGCUAGCGUUUCUUGGCCCCUGACUUUGGUGAGCCUGGCUGGAGUUAUAGAUAACCCGUGGGGAGUUUGCUUUACCCGGGCCCGAGAGGCCGGUUUAGAACUAGCUAAUGUCUUGAUAACUGGCGUGGCCGGACGACGACCAGUUACUUUAAUCGGAUUUAGUCUAGGUGCUCGCGUCAUAUACCAUGCCCUGGAGUUCUUGUGUCAACUAUUAUCUCCCCCAAAAGGGACUAAAUCAACAGCAAUGGCUCGGGGCGGUAGCGCUAAAAGUGUAGGGGGUCGAUGUAUCGAUUCCCAACUCAAACCCUGCUCUUCCGAGGGAUCCCUCCUUCAAAUCUUUUCCCCAAAGAGGCAUCUUGUUCCCGAUGCAAAAAAAUACACCGAUCAUAUUUAUCUUCUAGAACCUAGAUCAGACAAAAAUAAUCUUACUCCUAAUAAGUCAUCAGACAACCUAAACCUGAAUGAUAGCUAUAGCAAUAACUUAGCGACCGCGGACACUGAUCUUUGUCUCAAAGGGAAAGAUCCUCGUGGAGUGAUAGCAGAUGUUAUACUAAUGGGGGCCCCUAUUCCCUCUCACGAUGACUCCACCUAUGGGGCCUGGAUGGACGUCGUUGGGGGAACCGUCACUAAUUGUUAUUGCACUAAGGAUUGGAUCCUUAGUUUCCUUUACAGAACAAGCUCAGCCCAGAUUAGCAUAGCUGGUCUGGAACCUCUUACAUUAACGCUGGAAGGCCAGCAGCACCCGCGUUUAAUAAAUGUUAAUCUAACAUCCGUCGUGACCGGGCACAAUGAUUACGUUGGAAAAAUGCCUGAUAUUUUAAAAACCCUCGGUUACCACGCUAUAAGUUAUCAAGAUUAAUAUUUUGUAGGAAAAAACGAAUCAUGCUAACUAUCAUAUUAUUUUUGCCAUUUUUUAUUUUAUAUUACUAUUUAUUUCUCUCAUAUAAUACUGACUAGGUUAUUUAUAACAUUUUUUUAUAGAAAAUUUUUUUUUAUCACAUUUUUAUAAUCUAACAUUUCCCAAAAGAUUUUUAAAAAAUAGUUUGUUAUGGUACAUUAUAAAAACUUUUUUUUGAAAAUAUGUUUGAUGACAUUAUUAUUUCCUUUCAAAAAUAUUGAUUAUAAAUUACGUAACACAAAAACUAUGUUCUUACGUAAAAUGAUUUAUUAGUUACUACUACUAUUUUGUUAGACAAAAUUAUUUAUAUUAAAAUUUGAUUUUUAACUUUGUGAAUGACGGGUAUUUUUUUUCUAAGAUUUAAAAUUUUUAUGAAAUGAUCCCUUUUUUGCUCUUUAAUAUGCAACAUAAUCCAAAUAGUGCCAAGUCUUUUUGAAAAUCAA